Lachancea thermotolerans CBS 6340 is the source of this 1179-nucleotide messenger RNA. It is a transcript of the gene REX3, whose product is annotated as RNA exonuclease. Gene Ontology annotation, cellular component: nucleus. The transcript has a single exon. Gene Ontology annotation, molecular function: exonuclease activity; nucleic acid binding. The record is from RefSeq and is a predicted model, not a curated record. Lineage: Eukaryota; Fungi; Ascomycota; Saccharomycetes; Saccharomycetales; Saccharomycetaceae. The coding region runs from base 1 to 1179 and encodes 392 amino acids.
AUGGCAGUGCUCCGUCCUGUAGACCUGAAGACUCAGCCAGCCCCUUAUCAGAGUCGAUAUAUGGUGCUGCAAAAAGUGCUGAAAACGCUCGAGAAGUUCCAUGCUGCAUCCCCGGAGCUUGGCAAGAAGGCUGUUGAGGUUGAAGCUUCUGUCGCCAAAAAAAGCGCAUCAAGUCAAAGUUACCGGUUCAAUGCUAGCGUUGUUCUCCGAGAUAUUUUGAAGUCAAAGGGCAAGCUGGACUGUUUAGAGCCCUCUUCCAAGAAAAAGGGUGUCAUCGCAUCUGCUGCCAAACUGACAAAAAGCCAGGCUAUGGAAACCCUUCAGGCAGUUUUAGUCGAUCAGGCCACGCUAGUGGCGAAUGGAUACAACACUGGCGCCCCAGAGAAAACAGAGCAAAUGAGCGAUACAGACGUCCAAGGCGUAUACACGACAUGUAUACGUUGUAAUACAAAAUUUCGCAAAGACCAGAUCAUGAACCCUACUACAUGUCGCUUUCAUGUCCAGCGGAAAAAGUUUAACCGUGAAACACGCCAAGGGGAAUACGCAUGCUGUGGAGAAACAACAAAUUCCAGCUCUUUUCUUGCCCUCGGCUGCAAGACUUUGUUUCAUCAUGUUUUUAGACCCGAAACCUUCUCAGAAAUGGAACGCAUAUCGCCUUUUCGCAACACUUGCAAGGUACAGGGCAAGGCUAAUGUUUUGGCCCUAGACUGUGAAAUGGCCUUUACUUCGUGUGGUUAUGAGCUGAUUCGCCUCACCAUAGUUGACUUUUUCACCAGCAAAGUCCUGUAUGAUGAAAUCGUGAGGCCAUUCGGCGAGGUAAUUGACCUCAAUUCAGAAUUCAGCGGUGUCCACGUCAUAAAAGAAGAAACUUCGGUCUCAUUUGAUGAAAUGCUUGAAAAGAUUCUUCAUGAGUCCUUGAUCAACAAGAACAGCAUCCUUAUUGGACAUGGCUUAGAAAACGAUCUGAACGUUAUGCGUUUGAUUCACGAUAAAAUUAUAGAUACGGCUAUACUUUAUCCAAGGGGGCACUACAAGUCUUCAUUGAAGGACUUAGCUUUUGAGGUUGUUAGUCGUAGAAUCCAGACUGGCGAGCACGAUAGUUCCGAAGAUGCCAUAGCAACAAUGUCAGUUCUGAAAUCCAAACUAGGCAUUCCCUUAGCACAAGAUGUGUGGGAGUGA